GGAACCUUCGCCGCUCGCCUCAUUCCCUUCCGGUGUGUGACGGAGGAGGCCCCCUGGCAGGGCACGGUGGGUCUGCCCGGACCGGAACCGGAGUGCCUCGCCCCCGGGCAGUGAGCCGCCCCUGUUGGAUGUGUGCAGCCAUUCUCGGUACCGGCGGGCUGUGGUGGUGACCCGCUCCCCGGCUGGCCGCCCGCCUGAUUGUCCCCCGCAUGCACCCCGGCGGAGCACGGUUGCCCCGGUAGAUUGGUGUCCGGCAGCGGGCAGACAUGCCUCCCGUGCAGCUGGAGAGCAGUCAGCUGGUGGUGGCUGGGGGUCCCACAUCUGCCCCCCAGCCCCCUCCCCCCGGGGCAGUGGUAGCCACCACGUCCCCGAGCCAUGGCUACCGGCUGAGCGCUCUCAUCGAAUUCCUCCUGCAGAGAACCUACCAGGAGAUCAACGUCCUGGCCGACCUGUGAGUACACCAGGGCUGGGGGGUAACCGGAGGGCAACGGGGGGGUUAGAUCACAUCAUACACCACCACACUGGCCGACCUGUGAGUACACCCGAGCUGGGGGUAACCGGGGGGGUUAGAUCACAUCAUACACCACCACACUGGCCGACCUGUGAGUACACCCGGGCUGGGGGUAACCGGGGGGGUUAGAUCACAUCAUACACCACCACACUGGCCGACCUGUGAGUACACCCGGGCUGGGGGUAACCGGGGGGGUUAGAUCACAUCAUACACCACCACACUGGCCGACCUGUGAGUACACCCGGGCUGGGGGUAACCGGGGGGUUAGAUCACAUCAUACACCACCACACUGGCAGCUACAGUGAAUGGCAAUGUGUGUCUGCCAGCACUGGGAAUGCUGCUCUGGGCUCUGUGUGAGCUGCUUGCUGGGAGGACCUGGGAAAUUUAAAUAUAUACAUACAUAUAUGUGGAGUUCUGUAAAGUGGUAAUUUACUCACUGCACAGUACAGAGGAUGGAGAAAGUGCAGCAGUUAUACAGACUUUGUAAUGAGACUGAUCAUAUUUGCAUGGGUCCCUUAUUGCAACACCUCUGUAUAGGCUAUAUUUCCCAUUUAAAUGGAUAUGACUACUGUAAUACAACUUAAUGCAGAUCUAGUAAGAGCAUAGUUACUUAAUUUAUUUUUUGCUUAUAAAGCCAGGAACAUUUUAUGUACAGCUUUUUGUCUGAGGUGUUAAGUGUGAAUGUGCAUACAGUUGGAAUACCAGAAGAAUAAAUGUGUGGCUUUUCAACGUGCGAUUUGUAAGGUUGCAUUUAAAUUACAGAGGUAUGUUUCUGUGGUGUGUCAAUGUUUGCGUAGAGCAUAUGUAGUAGUUGAUAGGGUGUAGGUCUGUGGAGUAUCAGUGCAUGUGUGGUUUACUGGAGUGUCAGUGAGGGGGGUGAUUGCCAUAAAGUAUUUGCGUAGAAUUUCAGAGUGGGUUUGAUUGCCGGGGUGUAUGUGUCAGAUUGGCAGAGAGUAUUUUUGUAGAAUAUCCGUGCGGUUGUGAUUGCCUAAGUUUCAAUGUGAAUGUGAUUGCCAGAGCGUACAUGUAUAUAAUUUCAGUGCUUUUGAGUAGAAUUUUAGUGCGUGGGUUAAUAAAUAUGUAUAGUGUCAUGUGUACAGUGUCAAUGAGUCUGUGAUGCCAAGGUGUAUGUGUAAAGUCAGUGUGUGCAUGUGCUGUAGCAGGUUUGUAUGUGUGGUGUAUUUCUACAGCCAUUUUCUAUAUUUUGUGCUCUGUUUGUGCAGUGUCUGUAUUUAGAGGUGUCUUUGGGCAGGAUGUCGGUUUGCAUGUCAGUGUGCGUAAUUGCAAGUGGAUCAUUUGUGACAGCAGUGUGAAUGGGCUUUGGGUAACUGUUAUUUGACAAAAUGGGUUAACAAAUGAUGGUGAUGGUAUCCAAACAUCAAAUGCACGUUAGUAACUAAAAUAUGCUGUAUUGAUUUUGGUAUUUUGAGCGCCUCCAUAAAGGAACUCUCCAAGUACCAUAAACACUACAUUUUGCUGUACUGGUUAUGAUGCUAUAAUGCCAGGUGUACCCAGGUGCAUCUCCCCCUCUUUUCCCCAUUUCCAUUGUAAGGAGUCAAACCAUUCUGGACAUGUUUGACUUCUCAGCUUGGGUCUGCUGCGCCCCACUCCUCGCCCCCAAUACUUACUAUGGAGAGCCACAAUCUCCAAAAGAGGAGCUUUUAUUAGCUCAGUUGAGCUAAGCCCUGCACCUCCACGUUUAACUCUAAUAGAGAGCUUGUGACUCACUAUAAGAACUAGUGGAGACCUGGAGCAGUGCUCAGUGUAAACUAGAUAACUGCACAAAUUGGUCAUAAAAUGUGAUCUGAUCAUAUAAGUCACAGUCUGCUUAAACUAAUAACACACAAAGAAUGAAAUGUUGCCAUGUUUUUAUUGAACACACCAUGUAAACAUUCACAGUGCAGGUGGAAAAAGUAUGUGAACCCCUUGUCUAAUGACAUCUCCAAGAGCUAAUUGGAGUGAGAUGUCAGCCAACUGGAGUCCAAUCAAUGAGAUGAGAUUGGAGGUGUUGGUUACAGCUGCCUUGCCCUAUAAAAGACACACACCAAUUUUGGGUUUGCUUUUCACAAGAAGCAUUGCCUGAUGUGAAUGGUGCCUUGCACAAAAGAGCUCUCAGAAGACCUACGAUUAAGAAUUGUUGACUUGCAUAAAGCUGGAAAGGGUUAUAAAAGUAUCUCCAAAAGCCUUGCUGUUCAUCAGUCCACGGUAAGACAAAUUGUCUAUAAAUGGAGAAAGUUCAGCACUGCUGUUACUCUCCCUAGGAGUGGCUGUCCUGUAAAGAUGACUGCAAGAGCACAGCGCAGACUACUCAAUGAGGUGAAGAAGAAUCAUAGAGUGCCAGCUACAGACUUACAAAAGUCACUGGCAAAUGCUAACAUCCCUGUUAGCAAAUCUACAAUACGUAAAACACUAAACAAGAAUGGACUUCAUGGGAGGAUAACACAGAGGAAGCCACUGCUGUCCAAACAAAACAUUGCUGCACGUUUACAGUUUGCACAAGAGCACUUGGAUGUUCCACAGCAGAACUGGCAAGAUAUUCUGUGGACAGAUGAAACCAAAGUUGAGUUGUUUGGAAGAAACACACAACACUGUGUUGCGAAAAAAAGGCACAGCACACCAACAUCAAAACCUCUUCCCAACUGUGAAGUAUGGUGGUGGGGGCAUCAUGGUUUGGGGCUGCUUUUUUAGCUGCGUCAGGGCCUGGAUGGAUUGCUAUCAUCGAAGGAAAAAUGAAUUCCCAAGUUUAUCAAGACAUUUUGCAGAUGAACUUAAGGCCAUCUGUCUACCAGCUGAAGCUCAAAAGAAGAUGGGUGUUGCAACAGGACAAUGACCCAAAUCAUAGAAGUAAAUCAACAACAUAAUGGCUUAAACAGAAGAAAAUACACCUUCUAAAGUGGCCCAGUCAGAGUCCUGACCUCAACACGAUUGAGAUGCUGUGGCAUGACCUCAAGAAAGCGAUUCACACUGGACGUCCCAAGAAUAUUGCUGAACUGAAACAGUUCUGUAAAGAGGAAUGGUCAAGAAUUACUCCUGAUCGUUGUGCACGUCUGAUCUGCAACUACAGGAAAUGUUUGGUUGAAGUUAUUGCUACCAAAGAAGGUUCAACCAGUUAUUACAUCCAAGGGUUCACAUACUUUUUCCACCUGCACUGUGAAUGUUUACAUGGUGUGUUCAAUAAAAACAUGGCAACAUUUCAUUCUUUGUGUGUUAUUAGUUUAAGCAGACUGUGAUUGUCUAUUGUUGUGACUUAGAUGAUGAUCAGAUCACAUUUUAUGACCAAUUUGUGCAGAAAUCCAUAGCAUUCCAAAGGGUUCACAUACUUUUUCUUGCAACUGUAUUUUAAAAUGGCUUCACUCCUUACAAUGGAAGUGCACCUCUUCGCACUAUACCUUCUCCUGCGCACUGGUGGUUUUGGUACUUGGCAGGUUCCUUUAAUGAACUGUGCUGAGCAUGUAUAUUCUCAUUACACAAACUUCCAAAGAGCUUUUUUUUUUUUUUUCUUAGUCUCUCCCUAUUUCAUUUUAUAGCUUCAGUUGCACAGUGAAAAUAUAUACAUCUGAAGUUUGGUCUUCUUAUCCAUUUGUAGGAAAGUGUAGUCUAGUUGUGUGUGUUUAUGCAAUUUGUUUGUUAAUUGGUAGCUAUUGUAAGACUAUUUAAAUUUACAUAUUUAUAUAACUAUAAGCUUUGUGAAUUUGAAUUAAAGCAUGAAUAACAAUUUUUUUUUAUCUUGUGUCCAAUUAGACUCCCGAGGAAGACUGACAUGGAAAGGUGAGUUUUCUUGCAAUUACUAUAUUAGAUCCCUUGAUAUUCAUUUAACACCCACUACAAAACUUUACAAUAUAUUCAUUUUACAAUAUCUGGUUUGCUUCUAUACUAUAUGAAUUUAUCUGACAUUUUUAUUUCAUGGUAAUCCAUCGAAUAACAUUGAGUUCAAUAAUGGUGUUGUGUCCCUAAUAAAAAUUUAAAAUUAUCCAAUACUGUAAGCCAUACUAACACCAUAGUUUAGUUAAUUGGGAGUCAUUUAAAACAUAAAUGAAAACAAUUCCAAUUUUUAACAUGUAGGCACACUUAUAAACGGCACAAUUUAUUGCCUCACAACUGUUGGUUAAAGGAACACUCAACUGCCCAAAAACAACAUUUGAACCAAAAAGUCCUCCCUUUCUAACCCAGCCCAAACCUUUUGUGGCUGUCCAGUCACGGAUUCCAAAGCAGCUUAAUGAGAAGUCUCUCCAAGGCAGGUGGUCUGAGCCAUUGACUGUAUCUUGAGUUUAGCUCCAGUGAGCUAAACAAUCAGGAAGUAACAUGACUGGUUGUCUGACCAGGUUAAUUCAUAAAAGUGUCAUUUUCUAUUGAAAUUGUACUUUUUGUAAAAUAGAGAGAAAAUGCGUAAACACUCCUGAAACAAAAAAUACUUCAGCAAGCUAAAGUGCUUUAGUGGUCUGGAGUGUCAGCUUAACGGUGCCCUAAUAGGUGUGGGGGUUUUUUUGUGCACUGGAAAAUUGUCAUAUAAAAUUUACCUUUGCAGCUAUUAGAGUGCAUUAAUAUUUGCAUGCAUAGAAGCACUGCUAAUUCGUUUUAUUUAAAAAAAAUACUAGUUCUUGGAUUGUUUUGAUUCUUUCUAAAUUAUCUUUUUUGAGAAGUAUUUUAUUUCCUUGUGUGUGUGGGUGAAAUGUCAUAUCUAUCAUCCACCCCCAUUCAUUUGUAACACCAAUUGAUCUUCUGAUAAUGGUGAUGCAGCAGUGAGAGGUACAGGUAAGUAACACCUACAGCCUUGAAAAGCAAUUAAAUAUAUAAUUUAGGGUUUAAAAUAUCAACUCCUACGUUGCUAACUAGACAUUAAAGGGACAUUAGAAUCGCCAAAAUAACUUUAGGUUAUUGAAGCAGUUUUGGUGUAUAGAUAAUGUCCCUGCAGUCUCACUGCUCAAUUCUAUGCCAUUUAGGAGUUAUAUCACUUUUGUUUCAGUUUAUGCAGCCCUAAAUUAAACGUAAUUUGCAAUAAAGGAAGUGUAAACAUUAGAUGACUCUUUACAGAAAGUUUAGGCCAGGGCUGCAUAAACAAAAGUGAUUUAACUCUUAAAUGGCAGAGGAUUGACUAAGGACAAGGUCUAUGCAACAAAACAGCUUCCUUAAGGUGAAGUUGUUUGAGUGCCUAUAGUGUCCCUUUAAGUUAGUUGCAUCUGCAAGCCUGGAGAGUCCAUGGCAUAGUGAUUGGGUGAAUUUCUACACAGCAGGGCUUAAUUCUCACUUGCCAAUGCUAGUGGCAAGUGGAAAUUUUAAACUCCAAUAUAAAAUUUAUCAUAAAGAUAAAUUGUUUGCCGCUAUGGUAGCUGUUUGAGCAAAUAUUUAACCUGGCAUGACUGGUUUACUUUAAAGGGUGGGGCAGAAUUGUUUAAAAAUGAGUACUUGGUAAGAAAUUAAUUUAUCUUCACAUGUGAUAGGUGUUUGAAAGGCUUUAAAUACUUAUAUUUUUGUUUUCAGGAAGAUUGAAAUUGUUCAGUUUUCCAGCCGUACCCGUCAGCUUUUUGUCCGUCUUCUUGCAUUGGUAAAAUGGGCAAACAACGCAGGCAAAGUAGAGAAAUGUGCGGUAAGAUUUCUAAGUGUGAUUUUAUUUUCUUCUUGAAGGACUGGCCGUUUUUGAGACUAUAAUGGGGGACAAAAAUUAAAUAAGAAAAUAUAUAGUCGUCAUUUUGUGGGUGAAAUUUACAUUCUUAGAUUUGUGGGGUGCCACUUUCUCUCUAGGAUGCGGUAUGUUUGUGUGCAAGGUUUUCAGUCAACUCCAUGUUCAUAAUCGUUCUCAUUCAAUGUAUGUUGUAAUGUUUUAAAACCUUAACGGGAAGUUAAGGUGUCUGGAGGUCCUGGACACACACUCUUACCUUAAGGUAUUGUACCUCCAAUGCUGAUCUGCAUGUCCCCCAGGCAGAAUCUGGCAACUGAAUCUCAGUUUCAGUAAGUGCAGAUUGCCGCUGGGCAUGGGCGCUGCCUUUUGGCUUAGAGCGGUGGGCUGGUCCUCUAAGCCAGUCAGUAUCACUCCACUAAUCAAAACACUGGAAACAAAUCAGUGUUGUGUGACGUUAUGCUGCAUCAACCAUCACAGAAAUCCUAAGAGAUUCAGACUGGUUCUUUUUAUGAAAACCAAACUAAAUAUUUAAAUCUGUUUACCAUUUUUUCAUACGGCACUUUACAAAUUAAGUAAAACAGACAUAGGUAGGUUUACAGACAGGAUAUGCAAUGAGAUAUACUGAUACAAAAAAAAGAGUAGAGUACUCUGUCCAUGGGAUUAAUCCAUUGUCUGCAGCAACUUUUAAAAAGAACUGUGGAAGACAGCUGGUGAGCUUACAUAUUCUUAUCCUGUCUAGCAGGAGUAAAUUACUUUUUUUAACAGAGGUAUUCACAAAAAGUUUAAUUUUUAAUAAUUCAAGGAGAAUCUCAACAUUUAGGUGAUCGUAGCCAAACUGAAAAGAUAGCUGAGAGGUUUUUCAGUUAGCCGUUGUAGCAUAGAAGUUGAAAAUCAAUUGAAUUCCAGUUAAGUUGUCCACAUUUCACACUUCAGUGAGUAACACUGCUAGUCCUAUGUAACAGAGAGGUACAAUUUGUUAUGAUUUGUGAAUUAUGUUUAGUUUUAAAUGUAUGUAUUUUAUUUUGUAGAUGAUAUCAAACUUUCUUGAUCAACAAACCAUAUUGUUUGUGGAUACCGCUGAUCGACUUGCAUCUUUAGCCAGAGAUGCCCUGGUGCAUGCUCGUCUUCCUAGUUUUGCAAUUACAUAUGCUAUUGAUGUGUUAACAACAGGAUCCUACCCACGGUUGCCGACCUGUAUCAGGGUAAGCAUUCUUCUCUUUUGACUGGUGGAAAAUAAACUUCUAUUGUGAUUUGUGGGUUUUAUUUUAUAUUUUGCUCUUUUGGUAAGUUAAAAAAAUCUGUUAUGACUGCUUACUAUUAAAGAAAAGGUAGUCAACCUAUGUAGUGCCAGGAUUAACACUGUUAUAGAUCGUAUAUCCAAUACAUUUCAAGGUACUAGGAAGAGACUCCCACUUGAAGGCUGCAUAGCUUAGGUUACCAUCCAUUUUUAUGUCCUACUUGGUAAGAUGUGUGGCUAACAUUUUGAGUCCUGUUCCUUUUCCUUAAUCACUUCCAAUCUUGGGCUGUUUCUAUUUCUUACAGUCCCCUAGCAAAUGAGUUGGAAACUAUAUCCAAACUGGUUAAUUUGGAUACUAUUUUCUACAAAUACAAAAAGGUCUGUGGAUCAUUUCAUGGAUCUUCCAUAAACCUUCUGCUUGUACUCUUGCACAAAGAGUAGAACAGUGUCACAACUUGUGGUGCAAAGGUCCCACCGAUGAUAGUGCCACAUUUUUGUUCUGUUUCGUUGUGGAGAGCUUGGUAUACACAUUCUUGCUCCAUGUGAUGCAGACAUGCCUGCCCUCUUAAAGUAGCCUGUUCUGACAUGAUCAUCUUCAUGUGUAACGGCUCAUGUAAUGGCAAUUUGUAAAUAUAAAUUAUGUUCGCUUUAGGAGCUGUUAAAGUCUUUCUUUCUACUGUUCCAGCAAUUUCAUGUUUGUAGGUCAGUGAAUAGUGUAACCACCUUGUUCUCACCCCUUUAUAAUGAGGUUGACCCUGCAUGUGACUCCUUUUUAAACAGGACACAUCUCUCUAAUCAUUGCAGCACACUGGAACCACAUUGGUGUGUGUGAAGUUCCUAUGUUCUCCCAACAAACACUAAUGGAAUAUCAUGCCGACUGAGAGCAGGAGAACAGUCUGUAGGAAAAGUCUCCUGCUCCCCCCUGUCAUUUAAUUGUCAACAUCGACUUAUGCUUUUGGCAUAGAAGUAUUGGUUAGGAAUGUUAUCACACACCUGUGUGAUAGAUUUUGCUCAUGUUCUCAUUGAGAAUUUUCCAUUUGUUUUUUUUCACUGCAUUAAUUAAAUUAUUUCAUUUUACAAAGGAUAAAAUAAUACCUCCUGAUCCCAUAACCAAAAGCGAGAAGCAAACAACACUGCAUCAACUCAAUCAGAUCCUCCGGCAUCGACUGGUGACUACUGAUCUUCCCCCACAGCUUGCAAAUCUCACAGUUGGUAUGUUUUAUGUUCAGAUUUUCUUCUACAUUAAAAUCAAUUCAUUAUUAUAUAUUUGAGUGGGUUUUUUUUUAAGUUGCAUCUGGUCAGACUCAUGAAAAUAUUUCCAUUAACUAGUUUCUCAACUUUUGUCUAUUAAUUUAUUUGGCAAUUAAAUAUUGAUUACCGUUUUAAUUUAAUGCAGCCAACGGCAGAGUAAAAUUUCGCGUUGAAGGGGAAUUUGAAGCCACUUUGACUGUGAUGGGAGAUGAUCCUGACAUCCCUUGGCGUCUCCUGAAAUUAGAAAUACUGGUGGAAGAUAAAGAAACUGGAGGUAAAUACGUGAAAAUGUGAUUUUGGAAUUGCUUAUUCGGGUCUCUUAUGGUGACCUGAAAAACAAGUGUGGCUUAGUAACCACAGUUUGUCUCCCUGUUGAUUGGUGAAAGCAGACUAAAAGAUCUGCCUCUACUGGCAUCCUUGUUGCAUAUUUUUGGAUUUAAUUAUUUUUCCUCUCCCUACCACUGCUGUUCAAUGCUAUUGAUGAUUAGGCGUUAGAGAUGUAAGGGCUUCAGUAACAUUGGUGUUAAUAAUGUGGAAGUAGGCUGUCGCUUCAUGAAAUGAGGUGUGAAAUGGCAGCAGCAUUUGUGUGUACAUGUAUGUGUGUAACUGUUUCAGGGACUGGCCAGUUAUAUAAGUUCAUGAUAUACCUGUGUGUUAUGAAAGUGACUGAUGUGGCAUGAUUGUAAGUGUGGGUAAUUUGGUAUAGGAGAGUAUGGCUUACUGUGUGUGUCACAAAUGAAGUUUGCCUGGCUUAUAGAAAAAACAUGUUAAAACAAUGAAAUUUGGCAUUUUACAUGUAGAACAGUUUUUUUUUUUUUUUUUCUAUUUAAAAAUUAAAAUAAAUUUUAUUUCAUGGUUCAUGCUCCUUGACGCUAUUUGAAGAGCCCAGAGGUUGCUUCAGAAUAAGAUUAAUUUAUUUAAAUUAACUGCAUAGAAAAUGUUGAUUGUUGGCCCUAAUCUGCAUGUGUUUCUUGAUUACAAAUACAUUUGGUAAACACUCUGCUAUAUGAUGUGUAUGUUUGACUGGGCUCCUUGAAAGCUCUUAACCAGUCAUUAGCAUUGUGAUGAUAUAGAUCUGCACAUCUAUAUAUGGACUGCCAAGGUCUUUUAUAUUUUGGACAAAAUACUCUUUGAGAAUUUAUUGAAAACAUUGACAUACAAAAAAGUAGAUGUAUGGAUCAAUUCUUGGACUCAUGCAUAAUUUCUUUCUUUGACUUGUGUUUUUUUACACAAAAUUCUAUUAUUGUUUUAGAUGGUCGUGCGUUGGUUCACAGCAUGCAGAUCAAUUUUAUUCACCAGUUGGUCCAAUCAAGGCUUUUUGCGGACGAGAAACCACUUCAGGACAUGUAUACCUGUUUGCGUAUCCUUUUAGUUUUCAAACCUGGUUUUCAUUUUUUAGGAUCAUGAAAGUACAUUUGCUUGCUUAGAAGUUUUUCAAAAAGUAUAAUCUUGUUACUCAACACAUUUCAGUAAGGAUAUUUGAAAAGUGUAGAUUGUCAUUCUUAAUUUUUUUUAUUUUUUUAUUAUUUUUUUUAAACCUUAAAAGUUCCUCUGACCACCAUGUCCUCUACAACUUAUUAGGGGUUAUGGUACAAAGAAUCUUCAGCAUCUUCUUACUAGUUAGUAUCAAAUGUUUUACCAAAACCUUGGGCUCUCUAAGCCUAUUAUUGUUGUGCAAAGGUAGACUAUGUAUUCGGAAGUGUAAAAAAUAGCUUGGCAGCAACUUGAGCUGUAAUAGUUAUGGAGCUUUUAGACUAUUCCUAUAAUCUGAUGGUAAUCUAUGAUUAAAUAUAGAUGUUAAUGUAUAUCUUGUUAUAGGUAACUAAGCCUUACGGCUGGCUAGGUCUUCCCUCGGAUGCAAUGCAGAAUUUACAUUUUUGAGAUACUUUUUGGGUUAUUUAUGAAAAGCAAAUAUGGGGAUAAAAAUCACUGCUUGUUUUUUUGAGCGGUGACCAAGUGUUACCCUUUGUAUGUUUUUGUUUCUUUCUCUAUAUGUUAAGCAUUAUUGCUUGUUGGAAUUCCAAGUGCGAUUGUUCCCUUGACCUUAUUUCAAUAUAGAUUCCUUCUGCCUAUCGCUUCAGCUGGAAGUCCUUCAUUCACAGACCCUCAUGCUAAUUAGAGAACGAUGGGGUGAUCUAGUACAGGUAGAACGGUACAUUACAGGAAAAUAUCUCACGCUCGCGGUUUGGAAGUAAGUAACACUAUUACAAUGUAUUAUCUACAUUAGUGUACAAUAUUAUCAGAUUACCUAGUAUUUGUGACUAAACCUUGUUGUGUUUUGGAUUAUGCUAGCUGAAGUUUCCUGCCGUUUGACUAGCCCAAUGUGUAGAUGAAAUUGUACGCUCUUUUAAAGUAACACUUUAUUAUUUUAGCCAUGUAUAUUGUGCGCCAAUAUUUUGAGGGUUUUUUUUGGGGGGUUUUUUUUAAAGGCGAUUGCAGGGAAACUUCUAAAAGUGAAGCAUAUACAAUAGAAACCAGUGGAAAUCUUCCACCUUUAGAACCUUGCUCCAGAAGCAUUGUGUGUUUCAGCCAAUGAGGAUAUUUAACUGCCCAGCAUCUCUCAAUGUCAGCUUAUACCAUCAGCUGAUAGAUCAAUGUACAGCUCCAACUCAUUGGCUGCAAGCAUUCUUCAUUGUAUUAAUGGCAUUCUUAGUAUAACUCUUGUGUCUAUUAAAGAAAUUAAACAAUUCCCCACAUUAAAUAAUUUGCACAUUAGGGAGAAGAUGGUCAGUGCUUUCAGUAAGUAAUAUUUAACAUGUAGGUAAAAGGUGGAGAGCUAUGACCAAUAUUUUAGAAUGCCCUUUUAACACAAGCUGAAGAAGUUUUGUUAGUGAGAUAAGUCAAGAUUAGUUAAAUUAGUACCUCUGCUAGACUGCAGUUAAUUGUGAAAAAUCUAACAUGCUAUAUUCUGCACCAUUCCAUACAUGCAUCCAUACAUUGCUAUGACAGGCUUAAACUAUGCAACUGACUUGAGUAUCCCUGGCAUAUAUUUUAUACGGCUUAAUAAAAAAAAAAAAUUAUGUAAAAAACAUUUUUCUUGCCGUUGCAGCCAGCAGGUACUGGGAAGGAAAACCGGAACUGCAUCUGUCCAUAAAGUUACAAUAAAGAUUGAUGAGAACGAUGGUUCAAAACCUCUCCAAAUUUCCCAUGAUCCUCCUCUCCCAGUAUGUGAUUCUAAAUUAAUGGAAAGAGCUAUGCGGGUAAGGACUAAACCAUUAUAAAACUAAUUAUCAUGCAUGCCUUCUUACAUUGACAUUGUUUGGUUAUUCCUUUUUAUUUUUUUAAUUUAUCACAAUUUUUAAUUUAAGAGUGUUUUUUUUUUUGUUUUUUUUUCCCCUCUCUAUUAAAGAUUGACCACUUAUCAAUUGAAAAACUGCUUAUAGACAGUGUACAUGCCCGAUCACAUCAGAAAUUGCAAGAACUGAAAUCCAUUUUAAAGAGUUUCAAUCCCAACGACAAUUGUAAGUACUUUGUAUCCACACAUUAUUCAGGAGUUCAUGGGAAAUGUAUUUAUAUAUUAAAAGAAAAAACUACAGUGAAAACUAAUUAUUGUGAUGUAGCUUCCAUUAUUUUGUAAUAUAUCACAUUUUGUUUUCUCCAAUAAACAAAGCAAUCAUGUAUCUCAUAGAAGGUAGAGAGCCAGCGGUUAGUGAGGAUUGUUAUAAAAUGCACACAUACUUCUAGUUUGCUUUUGCUAAUUAGUUCAGCUGUAAUUAUCAUAAUGCUGGGAAACUUGCACAUAUACGCUUCUGAACUUAAGUUGGUAUUGAUGCUUGAACCGUAAACUUAACUUUGAAAACAAACAAACAAAUAUUACAAUGAAUAAUGUAUUGGUCUAAAAUAAUAUGGCUUUCCUUGAUUCAGAAUAUAUAUUUUUGGUUUCACAGUGGCUUUAUUUUAUAUUUACUGGUUUGUUUUUUUUACUCAGCCUUUGUGGAAACUGCUCUUCCAACUCUUGUCAUUCCUAUUCUGGAGCCCUGUGGUCGCUCUGAGUGUCUUCAUGUGUUCGUAGAUCUCCAUUCCGGAAUGUUCCAGCUCAUGUUGUAUGGAUUUGGUAAGUCAGUAUGCUUAAUUGUUGCUUGACAUUACCCCUUGACUUCACUCAAUGCACAUGUAUGCCGGCAAAAAAAUGUAAUCUGUGGAAAGUGACUACCUACUAGACCAUUAUUCAAUUUCAUGAAGGUCCUGUGGGUAGGACUGAAAGAUUUGAUAUUUUUAUUAUACAAAAUAACUUUUUCGUCCAUAUACAUGCCUCUUUAAUAAUUUUAUUUAUUUAUAAAAUAUUUUACCAGGAUGGGAUACAUUGAGAUUUCUCUCCUUUUCAAGUAUGUCCUGGGUCCACAAAACAUUGCAUUGUUACAAUAGGAUUCAAUAUUACAAAAAUACAAUAUACAAACUAUACAUAUGCACACAUAUAUAAAAUUAAUACAUAACAGGUAAUAAAUCCAUUCAACCAUGACAGGUGCAUUCUGUGCUGAGGUAUAUUGCCAUAGAUCUCUUAAAAGAUUUUAGAUUGAAUGAAGAUUUGACUGUGUCUUUGGGGUUAUUCCAUAAUUGCGGUGCUCUGUAGGAAAAUGAGGAUCAAGCCACUUUAUUUUUGUAUUGCGGCAUGCUAAAUAUCGUGCUAUUACUGAAUCGGAGGUUAUAGGAGGUGGGAAUAGAUGGGGACAGCAAAUUUUGCUCAGGUAGGGUGGGAGCUUCCCAGAAAUGCUCUUAUGCACAAUGCUGGAAAGAUGAAGUUUAUUAAGGUGGGUUUGCAGUGCGGCUGCAUACACUACAACCCCAUAAUCAAUGACCGGCAUUAGCAUUUGUUGCACCUGUUGCAUCUGUUUCCUUACUGUAGUGCUUAGGCAGGAUUUGUUUCUGUACAGGGCACCUAGUUUUGAGUAAAGUUUUGAAGAGAUUUUUUCAAUGUGAAGGCCAAAGGAUAGAUUGGGAUCUAGCAACAUACCUAGAUAUUUAAAAGAGCAGACUGCUGUCAGUGUGUCAUUUGAAUGUGUUCUGAUUCACAAUUGUUGAUUUUGUAGUUUAUGUAUUUUAGGUACAGUUCUAAAGAUCAUUUGUGACAUUUUGUCAGUGUUUAGGAAGAGUUUAUUAUCCGCUAUCCACUUUUCUACCUCUAUGAAUUGGUUUUGGAGCACAGCCUCAAGCUGCGGUAGCUUGGGUUUACUAGCGUAGAUUAGUGUUGUCUGCAUACAUGUGUAUAGUUGAGGAUUUGCAGGUGUUAGGCAGAUCUUUUAUAAAUAAUGUGAAUAGUAGGGGGUCGUGUAUGGAGCUUUGGGGAACACCACAUGUGACUGGAAGAGGGAGGAAAGCACUUUCAGAAAUGGCCACAUAUUGCAAUCGGUCUGAAACAUACGAUCGAAACCAGGUUAGCGGACGAUCCCUAAUGCCUGAGUUUUUAAGUUUUUUGCAAAAGAAUGCCAUGGUCUACUGUGUCAAACUGCCUUGGAAAAUUAAGGAAAAUAGAUCCAGUUAAGUCUCAUUGUUCCAUGCCAAUUUGGAUGUCAUUGCAAACUUUUAAGAGGGCAGUCAAAGUUGAGUGAUUUGGACGAAAGCUUGAUUGAUCAGGGGUCAGAUAAUUUGAUCGUUGAUAAUAUUCACAUAAUUGCUUGUGGACGCAUUUUUCUAAGAUUUUUGACAAUCCCGGGAGCAAUGAUAUCAGGCGAUAGUUAGAUAACAAAGUAUUGUCACCACUUUUAUGGCUAGGUACAACUUUUGCAGUCUUCCAAAGUUUGGGCAUGUAUCCUGACACCAGGGAUUCAUUGAUAACGGUAGUGACAGGUUUAGCAAUUGCUGACACACUGAGAUUCAGCAGCAUUGCUGGGGUUUAAUCUGGUCCUAAUUGAUUUUUCAUUUUUAAAUUAAGGUGUUUAUUAACGACACUAACAGGCACAGGUCUAAAAUUUAAUUUCUCUAUAUGAGGAUUUUGAAGAUUUGGCUGGGCCUGAUCUUUAUUUGCGGUCUGAAAAUGAAUGUCAUUUGUUAUUUUAGCAACCAGGGAGGUAACACAUCCAACAAAAUAAUUAUUAAAGGCAUUUGUUACAUAUAGGGGGUGUUGCAGUGUUUGGUUGUCCAUUUUGACAGUGGAGGGUUGGGAGUGGAUUGUGGGGGUUUGUAUGCUAUUUAUGAUUUCCCAGAAGGUUCUUGGGUUUGAUAGGUUGUUGAGUAUUGGGCCUUUGCCAUUGUCUGUAAGUACAGUGAUCGUUCAUGGAGCCAGUAUGCUUGAACUUUGACCACAGUGAAUCUCUAAACUGGUACAUUUGAAUGAGGUCAGCUGUAACCCAGGGAAGGUGUGUCCCUUUUAGUCGCACUUUAUUGCAGUUCCAGAUUGUAUGUUAGUUGCUAGGCGUUGUGCACCUUGGGCAAAGAAACACAGCGCUGCUAGUUUUAUUUUAUUUUAUUUUACAUAUGUAUUUAAAACUAGUUUCUGUAGCUACUGCAAGCUCUACCAUUCUUCCAUGGUCAGGGAGAUGGUACAAUAUAUAAAAGCUGAUUUCUAUUGGGUGGAAAAUGGGGGUACGCCGCAGGCUUAAGUGCUUUGUGUUUGGAGUGUUUAAUGUAGUAGUAUUUAUGUGGUUUUAUUUCAACAAAUAUUAAUCACUGAGCUUGUCCUUGUUAGUAGCUGUAAAGAAUUACUUUUUAGUGAUAGAACUUUUUUUUUUUUUUUUCUGCCUUUUAGACCAAGUCACAUUGGAAGAUAUAGAAAAAUCCAUUAAUGAUGACAUGAAACGAAUCAUUCCUUGGCUCCAGCAACUCAAGUAAGUUACUCUGGAAUGGUAUUGCCUUUUACCAUAUCGUAAUCUUUAGCAAUAGUGUAAAGUGCUUACUGGGUUCUGGUUUCUGAUUCAGCCUUCAGGGGCACUUAUUCAGAAUAAACAAGCUGUUUGUUGAUUACAUUGCUUUAUAUUUUUGCUUCAAGGUUUUGGCUCGGACAACAGCGUUGUAAGCAUUCGGUAAAGCAUCUACCCACUGUCUGCAGUGAAACCAUACAUUUGACAAAUUAUGCCACUCAUCCAGUUAACAAUCUGUCCAGACACAAGCUGUUUAUAAAGCUCACUCGUCUUCCUCAGUAUUACAUAGUAAGUGACUUAAACAUGGUAAGAAGAAAACCAAAAAAGUUGCUGACAAACUUAGAUUCUCAUUUAUUAAAAGAGAGUAAGUAGAUUGGUUUCCAUGGUGUAUUAGUAAACUGUGUAUCUUUAUAUAUGUGUGUUAUAGUGCUACAGUUCAUAUCGGGCUUUUGCCAAUGGAUGCUUUUACUUUAUUAAAAUAAUAAAUAUAUAUAUAUAUAUAUAUAUAUAUAUUUUUUUUUUUUUUUUUUUUAAAUGCUAUAAAUAUUCACUGCAUUUCCCCUCAUACAUUCAGUUUUCCUUUUUUCAAUUUUGAAACAGUGUUUGGCUAUAUUUCCCCAGUCCUUUGCAUUGCCUGUUUUUGUAUGAAUUUAUACACAGAAUAAAAAUUAUAAACGCAACACUUUUUUUGUUUUUGCUCCCAUUUUUCAUGAGCUGAACUCAGAUCGAAGACUUUAUCUAUGUACAUAAAAGGCCUAUUUCUCUCAAAUACGCUGGCCACAAUAAAAGGCCACUCUAAAAUGUGCAGUUUUAUCACACCGCACAAUGCCACAGAUGUCGCAAGAUUUGAGGGAGUGUGCAAUUGACAUGCUGACUGCAGGAAUGUCCUACAGAGCUGUUGUCCGUAAACUGAAUGCUCAUUUAUCUACCAUAAGCCAUCUCCAAAGGUGUUUUCAGAGAAUUUGGCAGUACAUCCAACCGGCCUCACAACUACAGACCACGUGUAACCACACCAGCCCAGGACCUCCACAUGCAGCAUCUUCACCUCCAAGAUCGUCUGAGACCAGCCACCCGGACAGCUGCUGCAACAAUAGUUAUGCAUAACCAAAGAAUUUCUGCACAAACCGUCUCAGGAUAGUUCAUCUGCAUGACAUACCAUGACAAGAUCCUGAGGCCCAUUUUUGUGCCAUUCAUCCACAAGCAUCACCUCAUGUUGCAGCAUGAUCUGUACGCAAUUCCUGGAAGCUGAAAACAUCCCAGUUCUUGCAUGGCCCGCAUACUCACCGGACAUGUCACCCAUUGAGCAUGUUUGGGAUGCUCUGGAUUGUCGUAUAUGACAGCGUUUUCCAGGUCCUGCCAAUAUCCAGCAACUUCGCACAGUCAUUGAAGAGGAGUGGACCAAUAUUCCACAGGCCACAAUCAACAACCUGAUCAACUCUAUGCGAAGGAGAUAUGUUGCACUGCAUGAGGCAAAUGAUGGUCACACCAUAUACAGACUGGUUUACGGUCCCCUGCCCGGACACUCCCAAUACAGUAAAACUACACAUUUUAGAGUGGCCUUUUAUCGUGGCCUUAGACAAAAUCACCUUCCUUCCAGUCUAAAUGCGUGACCUUGUGUCCUAUGUAUAGCCUUGUUUAUGAAUAGAUUUCCAGAAAAUUUUUGCACUGGCCCCGAUUAUAUUUUUAGAAUGUUAUCAUAUCCCCUGUGAGGCGCCGUUUUUCCAAACUAAAGAGACUUACAUUUUUUAACUUUUCUUCGUAACUAAAAUGCUCCGUUCCUUUAUUCAAUUUUGUAGUUCGUCUUUGCACGUUUUCUAGUGCCGUGAUAUCCUUCUUUAGAACAGGUGCCCAAAAUUGCACAGCAUAUUCAAGGUGUGGUCUUACCAGCGAUUUAUAAAGAAGCAAAAUUAUAUUUUCAUCUCAAGAAUUUAUGCCCCUAUUUAUACAUGACAAAACCUUACUGGCCUUAGCAACUGCAGAUUGACAUUGCAUAUUGCUGCCUAACUUGUUGUCUAUAACAAUUCCCAAAUCCUUCUCGUGCGUGGUUACCCCUAAUUCACUACCAUUUAGGGUGUAAGGUGCUUGUGCAUUCUUGACCCCGAAGUGCAUAACUUUGCAUUUCUCUACAUUAAAUUUCAUCUUCCAUUUUAGUACCCAGUUCCACAAUCUAUUUAAAUCCCUCUGCAGCAAAGCAAUAUCCUGCUCACAAUUUUUUACUUUACAAACUUUUGUAUCAUCUGCAAACACUGAAACAUGACUUUCAAUGCAUAUUGAUAAUGUAUAGAUGUUAAAUAGAAGCUGUCCCAAAACAGAAUUCGAGCGACACCAAUUACCACUUUUGUCCAGCCUGAAAAUGUACCAUUAAUGACAACUCGCUGUACUCUAUCCUUAAGCCAAUGUUCUACCUAAGAACAAGAAUAUUCAUCUCGACCAAUUUCUUUAACUUUGAAGACUAACCUAUUGUGAGGAAGUAUCAAAUGCCUUGGCAAAAUCUAAGUAGAUCACAUCCACUGCAACACCCUGAUCUAUACUUCCACUUACUUCUUCGUAGAAUAUAAUUAGGUUAGUUUGACAUGACCUAUGUUUCAUAAAACCAUGCUGAUUAUUGUUAAUAUCAAAGUCCUUCCUAAUGAAUUCCUGAAUAUUAUCCCUUCAAAUAUUUUCCCAGUCACAGAAGUUAAGCUCACAGGCCUAUAAUUUCCAGGCAAGGAUUUUGAACCCUUUUUAAAUAUAGGAACGACAUCUGCCUUCCUCUAAUCCUCUGGUACAAUACCCGAAACAAAAGAAUCUUGCAAGAUUAUAUAUAUUUUUUUUUAUUUCCCUCUUAGCUCCUUAAGUAUUCAUUGGUGAAUACUGUCUUUUCUUUAACUGCUGUAGCAUCUUGUCUCGAGUCAUCAAAUCACAAGUUAUCUGCAAGUGUUUUGCCGCAAUCGUUUACAAAUAUCUUGCCAUAGGAUCCUCAUUAAUAUAUACUGAAGAAAAAUCGUUAUUUACAAUUUCUGCCUAUUCCUGGUCUUCAUUAACUAACAGACUUGUGAAGAAUAUUUGAGAGAAAUAGGCUUUUUGGGUACAAAGAAAAAGUCUUCGAUCUGUGAGUUCAGCUCAUGAAAAAUGGGGGCAAAAACUAAAGUGUUGCGUUUAUAAUUUUGUUCAGUGUAGAUGUAAAUUAGAAAUGUGCCCAUUAUAAUUUUCAAACAGAUUGCUUUUCUUAAUGGAUUAUCAGUGUUUUACUAACAAAAACGUGAAGGAUAAUUGUCACCACUGUUUGUGGUCAUGUCCCCUGCAUAUUGCAGCAGAAGGAGAUCACAUAAUUCACAAUAUGCACAGAAGUCCAAGGUAUUUGAAGCACUGGUAUGCUUCAAGGGGAGAUGUGGAUGUCUCCUUUAUAGCCACUGCUCUGCUGGAAGGGAAUUGAGUGGGGAUCUUGCAUCAAGUGAUUGCAGCAGGGGAUGAUGAGAUGAGCAGUUAAUGAUAUUUAUCAUUGAUUUGUUUAGUGUUUAAAUAUAUAAUGCUUCUCUUCCGAAUUGUAAACCAGAGACAUCUCAAUGUAUCCACUGUAAGUAAAACGCCUUAAAAACAAAUACACGAUAAUGCAUUUAUUAAUUUAAAAUAUCUUUUCAUUCUGCAGGUAGUUGAGAUGUUUGAUGUUGCUGGCAAUCCCACAGAGUUGGAAUACACAUACCAUUUCCUCUCUGUUAGCCACCCAGAUGGAGAAGAUAAUCCCCCAACUGCCCUUGUACUUCAAAGGUUCAAACCAAAUAUUGAGGAACUGGCUGUUGAUGGAACAUGCCGAAAGCAAGCAAGAGCUGGCUCUAAGCGCAAGGUAAUUAAAUGAUUAUUCUUCCUUCAUAUUUGCAUGAGCAUUUACUGUGGUAUCAUUUUAAAUGUUCAGGUGAGCUAUUUACUGGUUCGAUCUUUAAAAGGUCACAAACUUUUGCACCUAGGUAAAAGAAAAAAGUUACGACUUCCUGAACUCCCUUACUCAGGAGUGGCUACAACUUGCAGUUGUUUUAGAACUACAGCUCCUUUGAUAUUUUGAAUUGUCUUCCUACUUUACUAUAUCCUGGUUGUUGUAACACUACAACUUGUUGGGUUCGCUCUUCUCUAAGUAAUGAUCAGAUGUCCUCAUUCAGUUGCUUACUACAGGAAGGGUAUAUCCUUUGUGAAUGAACCUCCUCCAGCAGUGCACAGCCUGAUGUAGGGUCACAAAGAGAUCCUACACUUUUUACUGAAAAAGCCCACAAGAAGUGUAAUUAAGUCCUAGUUUAAAGGUAAUCCAGGCCUGGGGUCCCUGCUCCCUGUACCUAGAGAGGUAUUACCUCAGCAACUCCCUGAUAAGACACAAGAAUUCUGGAAUAAUUGCUUGGCGUUGCUGUAUCUCUUGUGCACAGAGCACUUGCCAUCAUUUUAGUACUGGGUGAGAUCAGUCUGAAAUGCAAAUAGUGUAGGUUUUCUAUGUAAUAAAAACAUGUUUAAGACCCAAGUGGUGAGUACCAGAAGAACAAACUAUUACGUUUUUGAUUGUUUUCAGUGUUUUUUACCCGCUGUCUAUAAACAAAUAUUAUUCCAUCUUGAAGAAAUUGUGGUUUUCUUUAUUUCCAGCUUUCUGGUGAACAGGGCUCACCAGAAUCCAAGAAGCCGAAACGGACAGGGGAAAUGUGUGCCUUCAAUAAAGUUCUUGCUCACUUUGUGGCCAUGUGUGACUCGAACAUGCCAUUCAUUGGCCUUCGUAUGGAGGUGAGUAGUUUAAACGCUUCACAUUGACAUCAGAUAUGCUCAUUGUGAUUUAAACAGCAAUUUAUCAAACACUCAUAAGUAACAAAUCCACUUGAAGCCGGAGGUACAGGUAUGCGCAUUUAUUAAGAUUAUGACCCUCAUCCAAAUGCACUUCCACAUCACAACACAAAAAUAUGUUUACCCCCCCCACCUGCAUGAUAUCUAAUAAUGUAGUGCAAAUGACCAUACACCUUUCACUGAAGAUUAAAUAAUUGUGAUUGAAAUUUAAUUGCCAUUGUUUCACUGGAAUGUUUGUAUAUUCAGUGUUACCAGUAAAUAUUCAGCAAAUUGGUAAGGUCAGAAUUUCUGUUAACAAAGCAUAUUUGAAUUUUCUGUACUUUGAGGGGUCUUAUUUAUUUAUGUAUUUUUAAUUAAUACUUUUUUUUUUUUUUUUACAUCCCUUUAGUUGUCCAACAUGGAAAUUCCACACCAGGGUGUUCAAAUAGAAGGUGAUGGUUUCAGCCAUGCUAUUAGAAUAUUGAGGUAAUUACAUUUUAUUUUUGCUUUGUUUAAGUAAUUAAAGUACCAAACAUUUGUCAUUAUUGUUUUGGCAUCUUGUGCAGUCUCUUUUCAAGAGGAAUGUCUUUGAGGAAAGAUCAUAAAUCUAGUUUCAGUUCUUAAUUUUUUUAUUUAUUUUUUUUAAAUCAGCUGCUGUUUUUUUCACUUUAUUUGAGGCUUGGGUUUCUGCAAUGACUGCAUAAUAAAGGGAAUGUAGAGACACCGUGAAAAAGUCACUCAAAACACCCAUCCUACUCUUGGCAGUCUUUGCGUCCCUUCAUAGUAAUGCAAAGCGUGAUUCUUCCUCCUCACCAUAAAGCUCAACUUCAUUUAAGGAUAUGUAAUGCUGCAACCUAGAUCCGGUUUUAUUUUAUAUAUCCAUUCAUUCAUCCAUGGAGAGUCCAUGUUAAUAAAAAAAAAAAAAAGUGUGUGUGUGUAUGUGUGUGUAUAUAUAUAUAUAUAUAUAUAUAUAAUAUAAUAUAAUAUAAUAUUUUGAUUUAAUAUAUUUUCAUUUCAAUGUCCGAUUUGCAAUAUUUCUUUCUCAGUAUGGGUUUGUUUUGCAAAUUAUCGUAUGUUUGCAUUCUCUUUAAGCAAUGUUCAUGUACACUUCUUUGUUGUGUUCCCAUUUCAAGGAUACCUCCAUGUAAAGGAACGAGUGAAGAAACUCAAAAGGCACUUGAGCAGUCUCUUCUUGAUUGCACUUUCCGGCUGCAAGGCAGAAAUAACCGCACAUGGGUGGCAGAGUUGGUAUUUGCAAACUGUCCACUAAACAGUUCGGCAUCUAGGGAGCAAGGUAUCGCAUUCAGGGAGCAAGGUGUGGUGACAUUCAUUUAGUUUGCUUAUUUUUCUUGACAUCCUAACAGUCUUUGUAAAAUUAUUUUCUUUUGUCAUCUUUUAUUGCAGGUCCAACGCGGCAUGUCUACCUAACUUAUGAAAACCCGCUUUCUGAGCCAGUUGGUGGGCGAAAAGUCGUAGAAAUGUUCCUAAAUGACUGGAACAGUAUUGCUCGAUUGUAUGAGUGUGUAUUGGAAUUUUCACGCUGUUUACAAGGUACCUUUUUAAUAUGCAGCCUAAUUGUAGAGCAAAUUUUGUUUCAUUAUUAACAUUCUAAUAUGGGUUUUUAUUAUUAUUACUUAUUUGUUUAUAUUUUUUUUCUUUAAGACAUACCUCCUCACCUAAAUCUCUUUUCGGAAGUUCGUCUCUACAACUAUCGCAAGCUCAUAUUAUGUUAUGGGCCAACAAAAGGAAGCUCGGUAGGUAAAAUAAAAGUUGGAGAACCAAUAACGAUUUUUUAUUUUUCCAUACUAAUAUAAUGUUUGUAGUUCUUUGGUGAGAUUGAAACAAUCUAAUUUUAAGUAAGUCUACAUGCCGAGUCUUUAAAUAUUUAGUUCCGUACCUUCCUUUACAUUGCUCGCAUAGUUUAGUUAAAUCUGUUGUUUUAAAAUAAAUAAUGUAGCCUUAAUUAAUUAACAACUCUUGGUGUAAUUCUUGGUAAGAAUGCUAUUAAACAAAAUGCUAAUGUUUCCCAUCACUUCACUGUUCUACACACAGUGAAAACCUAUAUCUGACAAGCUAAAAAAGUAAAACAAUUCCACUAAGUUCUUGUGCAGAAUUAAUAGUUCUAGAGUGACUGAAGUAAUGCAGCACAUGCCUGAAGGCCUUUAAUACAUUAAAUGACCAUUGUUGCUUCAAAAAUGUUUUAAUAUAAUAAUCCUUUCAACAAGUUUUUUAAACAAAGCCUGUAUUAAUAAAAAAUGUGUUUCUAUGGUCUUCUGUGCAUGGACUGACGCAGGGAAGGGCAGAGACACUAGCUGUUGUUUUUCAAACACUGUCUGACCCAAGUUGUAUGUAUAUGGUUAAGGAUCCUGUCCUAUACUAAAGGAUGGGAUGAGGUUUUGUUUUUUCACUUUUUUUUAAACAUCUACUUCAUAAAAAAAAAAUCAAUUUCCUUUCAAUGCUUUAAAAAAAAAAAAAAAAUUAAAAUAAAAUAUAUAUACACACCGUAUUUACCUGAAUUUAAUGUGCACAUUUUUUUUUAUUUUUUAAAGAAACUUUAGUUUCCAAAAUUUGAAUGCUCAUUAGAUUUAAUGAUGCAUUUCCAUUUGGGGCAAAAUGUAUAAAUGCGCAUUACAUUCGACAUCAAAACUAUUUUUCAGCUUCCAUAUUUAAAAAAAAAAAAAAAAAUGUAGCUGCGCAUUAGGUGUGUUCGUCCGUACUUUAACCAGAAGAUCGUUUGCCUAUGAUGUAUGAGUUGUAGUGUUAUCUAUCCAAUUCAUGUAAACCUCAUGUAAUGUAACUUCCAUACAUUACAUUUCCCUACUGCUGCAGUGACCUAAUACACCUAUGGAGAUGUAACAGGACCUACAAAAUUCUUUAUUUGUCCCGCCAUACGGCAUACAUUUUGGUUUUCUUAACACUUUGUCUGCUCAUUGGGGAUGCUGUUCGCUUUCUUUGGUCAUGAGUGUAUAAAUACUGAUGAUGGCAGCUCCGUGAAUUUUAACCUUUUGUUAAACACAUGACAUAAAAUUGAUUGAAAUGCUUUUAUUUCAGAGGUUUCUAAUGUUUAGAAUGCUAAUAUGUCUUUAUUUGUAUUUUGACAGAUAAGCAUUCAGUGGAAUUCUAUCCACCACAAAUUUCACAUCUCACUUGGAACCACAGGCCCUUAUUCUGGCUGCAGCAACUGUCACAAUAUCAUCCUUCACCAGCUACAGGAAAUGUUUAACAAAGUACCAAAUGUUGUACAGUUAUUACAGGUAUUUUUCAAUUUCACUAAUGGCAGAUGGCCUUUCUUUUUCAUAUUAAGUAUUGCCAUACUACAACAAUACAUGAGUCUCUUAAAAAUUAACCAUGCAGUAAAUCUUUUUUAAUCCUCUUUUAAAGAGGAACGGUCGUGUCCUAAAAUUUUGCACAACCUGAUGGGCUGUUAGUUAGCAUUUUUAAAAUUUAUUUAUUCCAUUUUUAAAAAAAUGUUUUUCUAUUUUUACAUGCGUUGCCGAGUACUCUUGCAGUGUCUCAUACUUGAGUAUGUACAGUACUGCUGUAGAAAAUACACUCUUAUGGAGUGUCUGUUAAAUGCUCAAAAGCAUGGCUCAAGUAUCAAAGCGUCGUAAAGUUGCUGCUACACCUAAGUGCAGUGGAGAUAUGUUUCACUGCCUUAAAAGGACAAAUAAUUAUCUCAUGAUGUGAGCAUUGCUUGCUGUACCAUGCCACAAUUUAACAUCCUGCAACAAGUACAAGGUGGCUGAUGAAUGGAGGACUGUGCCUGUAGGGCAGCCACGGAUGAAAUCUAAUUCUCAUGAAAAAUGACUUGAAGGCACUCUAAUUAAUGAAUGGAAGAUACCAUAGCAUUUUAUCUUUUUCUGUCAUGUUGACUAGCAGCCACAAUUUAAAUGUCUGCAACUGCUGUAUAUUUUUUUGAGGAAUUAUAUUUGAACUGUAUAUUAUAUUACUGCAAUCAUGCAUCUGAUGUUGUGCAAUUAUAUACACCGUUCAGUUGCCUGGUUACCAUUAAUGUGUAUGUGAUGUCCCUUAAACCUGUUAAACUCUCUCUAAAAUCGUUAAAACAUCAUUUUUUUUUCUCCUUCUUUAAAUUUUAUGUGUCUUUCCAGGUAUUGUUUGACACUCAAUCUCCUUUAAGUGCUAUUAAUAAGCUCCCAACGGUACCGAUGCUGGGCCUCACACAGCGAAUAAACACAGCCUACCAGUGCUUUUCAAUCCUCCCACAAUCACCUACCCACAUUCGAUUGGCCUUCAGGAACAUGUAUUGUAUAGACAUUUACUGCAGAAGUCGAGGGGUGGUUGCAAUACGGGAUGGAGCUUACAGUCUCUUUGACAACAGCAAAAUAGUGGAAGGUUUUUAUCCUGCUCCUGGACUUAAGGUGGGUAAUAUGUGUACUGUAUUUAUGCAAAUGUCUCACGUAAUGUUAUAUUCUCCGUUAAAUAUGUUCUUUCACCUUGUUUAAUGUUUUUUUUUUUUUUUUUCUCAAUUUAAUAAUCUUGACAGUUCUUCACUUCAUGUUCUUUUGGAAAUUCUUUUUCAAAUGUGGUCUUUUGUAAGCCCUUUGUAGCUGCUAAAGGUAAAAUAGAUAAACUUCCAAGAAAUGUUUUCUUAGUAUCCUGCUGAAUUAGAUGUUUUAAAGGUUAUUCAAACUGUUCUCUUGCUUCAGGUUUCAUUUUCAAAAUAGACUGCAACUUAAAAAAAAAAAGUAAUUGUAAAUACUUUUAAAUAAGUGAUCCACCGGUGUUUUCUAAGGGUAUAUUUAUUUUUAUCUUCCAACAGACAUUUCUAAAUACGUUUGUCGACAGUAACCAGGAUGCUAGAAGGAGGUCGGUAAAUGAAGAUGACAAUCCUCCCUCCCCUAUAGGAGGUGAUAUGAUGGACUCCUUAAUGUCACAACUACAACAACAACAAACACAACCGGUAUGUCUACAUGUUAUGUACACUAAUACAAGUAAUGCUCCUUUAACGCCAGGGAGCCUCUGAGAUCGUCACACUUGAAGUGAAAAUAGAGAGCAAGUCCCUGGGCUCUACAUGGCCCCGAGCAGUUCAUUAUAAGGGCGUAUUUGGGCACUAAUGUUCUAGGUGAUGCUUUUCUUUCAUUAAGCAUAGGGGUAUUUGAGAUUUAAAAAAAAACCUGUGUGUACAAAUGCUUAAACGACCACUAUCAUAAAAGUUUUACUUCUCAACUUUUUUAAGCUUACUAUAUUUUUAUUUUUAUUUUUUUUAUUCUUUAUUUUUGGUGCGUAGAGAUUACAUACAAUAAGCUUGCAUCGCCACAAUAGCAGAGCAAACCAUGCAUUUUCAAACAGUUGAUAACCGUGGUAUGGUGUUUAUAUAACAUGCACACAUUUUUGUUUUAGUUAAGUAAAACUUGCUAUUCAGGUACUUUUAAGACAACUGUAAUUACGUUAGGUCACAUUGGAGGCGUAACUUGUCGAUGGUAGUGAGUAGAGAAGGUACAAUAUAGAAUGCAAUAUCAAGCAAUAAAUUAUUGCGUCUGCAAACAAGUUGUGCCUAUUGUGAGUGCCUUCCAGUGCUAUUAAAACCGGCUAGGCCAGCAUGUUGAGUAAUAACAUUUGGCCCGUGCAUGGCAGUUUAGGGAGACAUAUGUUCGGUGUGUUGAACGAGUAAACUAACUUGUAGGGUGCUUUGAGUCCUACAUGGUUAGAGUGUUUAAAUUAGGCUAAAAUAAGACGUAAACAUAAACAGUGACGUUUAGCAAAUUUUAACAUGCAAUACGCUUCUUUGCGACACGUGGGUAGCUGUGUUGCCCUCUGUGGACUGGGGGGGGGCAUUGGAGGCAGUUGUCAAGUCCCCUAGAGUCCCGCAAUACCUUUGCCUCUGCCCGUGCCACUUCCGUUCAUCUCCCCGGCUUGCAAUUUGCCGAUCAAAGGGGCUUUAUUGGUCGGCGACCUGAAUACAGUCAGCCAAUUCCUGAAUCUGGAAACGGAGCCCCUGGAAGUGUGGGUUCGCGGAGGUCCGCCAGGUGAGCCGGGGGUGAGUGUAGGGCUGGUGUCUCACCCGAGGUUCUUUCCGGUCCGCGGGGGCCCUCCGCCUGUUUCACUUGCCGGGAUAUAACCCUGCCAUGGACCGGUCAGAAGCACGGUGGGCAUCACUAAUUCCGCUGUGUGGGGUUGUGCUCCGCUGGUCGAUGGUUGUCGGGGCCCCGAGCGGUGAGCAGGCCGUGCCUGCUGGCGGGUCCCGCUCUGAGGUGUGGGAGCACGGGUGCUGGUGCCAGAGGUUUCCCGCCAUUGCUGGUGUCGGUGCUUGCGUGGCCGGUUGGCCUCCUUGAAGGCCUGCAGUGGAAGUCCAUAAUGGCGUCUGAGGGUCACGGGACGGAUCCACGAGGCCACCAUUCGAGCUGCUUGAGGGCAGGGCACUCCCCUGUCUCACAGUGCCGUGUAGAAGCUCGCGCUGAGCCGGUCUAGGGCUGUCAAGGGGUUAGAGUGCAAGUGGCUGCCAGUGUUCUCCCUCCCUGACCCCUGCUGGGUGGCCAUUUUGGAUGUGCUCCGGUAAGUCCGUGCUUCUGCAGGCGGUAUCGCCGUAAUCUCUCACUUUUAGUUUAGGCUGCUUGUCUAGUGUAGACUGGGAUAACCCCCACUGGUCCGGAGGGGGGAAGUGAGAGAUCAGGAACGAUUCUGGAGGGAUCCAGUGUCUGAGAGAGCAGCCGCCUCUCCCCGGCUCCAGCUCCCGCAGGUUGCGUUUCUGGCUUCGGUCUCUGGCAGGCUGCAGCAAGGUGGCUGUCGAUUCAGUGGUGCACCCCCUAUGUGGUCUAUGGGCUGUGUAGUUGCCGAUUUAGACUUAAAUCUUGCCUCCCCGACAGGAGCUCUUUCCCCGCACGUCUGUUCAGCUUGGCGGUCAGACUCCGCUCCCUAAGCUUACUAUAGUUAAUGAAACUUACUGAUAUAUAUUUUUUUGGAUUAUGUAUACUGAUUUUUUUGAGAAAAUUUCAAUUUAUCUGGCAGGUCAGCAGUGUUGGACACACUAUAUACUAUUAUUUGAUCAAGUGCUGCUCAGCUUAACUUUGCCUGCUGCUGCAGUUUCUCACAGAGCAAUCUCAGCAGCAGCUGGUCGAAUAACAGUAGCACCUGACCCAACAUGACUGCUCAGCCAGUUUAAAAAAAAAAAAAAAGGGAGGGGUGGGACUGCAGGCACCAACAAACUAAAGUGUUUAUCUGGUUCCUUUUAAAUAAAAAAAAAAAAAUUAAAAAAAAUUGACAUCUCUUUGGUGUGAAUAAUACUUCACUUAUUGGAAAUGUACAGGACAUUUUAUUUCUAGAAUAUUACUGCAUCUUCGAAAACUUUGCAAACUUUAUAUACACAACAUUAUGGAUAUGCAUAUAAGCUGUAAAAUAUGUUUAUAUGUCUGUAUCUAUAAUUUGUGCAUGCCUUUAUAUUUUUUUUUUCUGAAUCGACCUGCCUGUGUUCUGACAGAGGAAACAUGGGAAGAAAAUCAAAGCUUAGUGGUGUUAAUGCAAGUAAGAAUAGCGACAACACAAAAAAGUGGCAAUUUCUAUCUGUCUGGAUGAUACACAUGUUGCUUAGUAUUGAGAAGGAUGUUCAUCUCUCCCGGACCCUCGAUAGCUGGUAUUAGAAGUUCCUUCCCUGUCACUAUUACUUUUGGAGUAAGAGGGGUUUUUCUUUUACCUUAACCUUUUUUUUUAUUUAUUUUUUCCUCUUUUAUACUAAGAUACAAUACAGGUUUAAGGUCUGUGUAAAUUAGCAAGUUAUAUAAUUGAAACCACUAUUACUACCUGGAAUAUUUUCACUUUCUAUUUUGUAAUUUCUAAUUUUAAGCAGUUUGCGAAGCAGGCGGGCGCAUCGGGUGCAUACCCUCUUACUUCACCACCUUCAUCUUAUCACAGUACAGUUACACCGUCUCCAUCCAUGAUGCAUUCACAGUCUCCAGGUAAGAGUGGUCCACUUAAAAGCUUUGGAUUGGCAUUGGUGGGAGGGUAACAACUCUAGGCUUUAUCUUCUACUGUAGUAUUGAUGGAGUAACAAAUAAUAUACCCCUGACAGACCACAAUUCAUAUAAUGUAUACCUGUCUGAAAUUAUUAGACAUAUGGAUAUGUUUAUCAAUAUUUUAUUUAGAAACAAAUCCUCUUUUGCAGUUGCACAGCAAUACCAUUAUCUUUGAGGCUACCCUUUAAAAUAUAUAUAUUUUUUUUGGUUUUGUUAACUAGGAAAUCUGCAAAGCUCACCUAGUGGUGCACUAAGAGCACCUUCACCUGCUUCCUUUGGUCCCACUCCCUCGCCUUCCUCGCUUGGAAUCACUAUGGUCCCCACCUCUAAUUUUGCUAGCCCUCACGGUGAGUGCUUGUGUUGGAUAUUUAAAAGGAAUAUUCACCUUUCAUCAACCUUCAUUUUCUAUAUUUUCAAUCACUAUUACAUCUUAAUCCAUAUAUUAUCACUGCACAUUCUUCUCAGUAAUGAGAAUUUGCUCCCUAUAAUGUGUUUUGUAAGACAAUGUCGCGUUUACCCAAUAGGUUUUAUUAAAGAGGCCGCGUAGUAGGACCACUAUGCGUAGGGUGAUUCCUGUUGGCUCUGGAAUUAUGUAAAAGUUGUGCACUAUCUAAUGCAGUAAGAUGGGCAUCACUUUCUGCCUAAUGCGUCAGUAUAAAAUGGUGUAAUUAACUUUUUAUUGAAAUCUUGCUGAAAUCUUAACUACACCCUCUUAAAAGGACUAAAUAAACAGCUAGUGACAAUCAUUUGUAAAAGUCACUAUAGUCACCAAAACGACUUUAGCUUAAUGAAUCUAUUUUAGUGUAUAGAUCAUGCCCCUGCAGACUCGCUGCUCAAUUCUCUGCCAUUUAGGAGUUAAAGGACCACUAUAGGCACCCAGACCACUUCAGCUUAAUGAAGUGGUCUGGGUGCCAGGUCCAGCUAGGGUUAACCAUUUUUUUUAUUUUUUUUUUAAAUAAACAUAGCAGUUUCAGAGAAACCGCUAUGUUUAUAAUAGGGUUAAUCCAGCCUCCAGUGGCUGUCUCUUGACAGCCGCUAGAGGCGCUUGCGUGCUUCUCACUGUGAAAAAUCACAGUGAGAAGACGCCAGCGUCCAUAGGAAAGUAUUGUGAAUGCUUUCCUAUGGACUGGCUGAAUGCACGCUUGGCUCCUGCCGCGCAUGCGCAUUCAGCCGAAGAGGAGGAGAGCUCCCCGCCCGGCGCUGGAGAAAGAGGUAAGUUUAACCCCUUUCUCCCCCCCAAAGCCCGGCGGGUGGGGGCACCCUCAGGGCACUAUAGUGCCAAGAAAAUGAGUAUGUUUUCCUGGCACUAUAGUGGUCCUUUAAAUCACUAUGUUUAUACAGCCCUAGUCACACCUCCCUGCAUUAUCUGCCAUUUCCUAAACACUUCCUGAAAGGAGUCAUCUAAUAUUUAUACUUCCUUUACUCCAAAUUCUGUUUAAAUUUGAACUUCUUAUCUCCUGCUCUGUUACUUUCUUGCUAGACCCUCCAGGAGUCUCCUGUAUGUAAUUAAAGUUUAAUUUACAGAGCAGGAGAUAAAAUCUAUUACAUUAAGUUACAUCUGAUUGAAAAUGAAAGUUUUGUUUUCAUACAGGCCGUGUCAGAGGAAACGUGACUAGGGCUGCAUAAUUAGAAAGAAAAGUGAUUUAACUCCUAAAUGGCAAAUAAUUGAGCAUUGUAACCUCAGAGGCAUAAUCUGUACCCAAACACUGCUUCAUUAAGCUAAAGUUCUUUUGGUGCCUAUAGUGUCCCUUUAAGCUUUACAGGUUAUAUGAUUGCACCACAGGGGCAGGCCAAUGCUUCAGCAUACACUCCCCCAAGACCAGAAAAGGGCUUCGCCAAUCAUGUCUCGCAUUCUGGUUUUUAGGGUUUUGGUUUUUUUUCUCGUAUCGCAUAAGCACCUGUCCAGCAUGAGUUUAUGGGCUAUCUAAAUUGUUCCCCUGCCUUGUUUUCCCUAGUCAUAUAUAUGAUGAGUGGAACUGCUGAAUAUGCUGAUAACAGCCUAUUCACAGCUCAGUUUGUGCAGGAAUUACCCAAACUUGAUGAUCUAGAGCUGGAGAGAGGCGAGAUGUGCAAUACAGCCACUUGUCAUAUCUUUAUUUCCUCCCUUGAUGUCAGUAAGCUAGCAGCAGUCUUCAAGCUGCAGUGAGUUCUGCAAUUAACUGCUCUGAGUAGGGACUGCAAGGAAAGUGUUCUCCACACAAUAUUAUUUGUAAUGUUGCAGAGUUUUUUUUAAGAGUUUUUGUUUUGAGCCUUUCCCAUGUGUUGUGUAUUAGAAAUAUAUUUCAAUCUGUUAUGGUCCAGCAUGUGAAUGUAUGUGAAAAAAGUGGAUUAGGACUGUUUGUGUAUGUUGUUGUUGAAUGACUUUGACUUUUAAAAGGCAGACCCCGGUUUUUGUUAAACAAAUCAUACCUGAGAUACUUCUUAACUAAAACCAGUUCUAUGUAUUGGGGCUGAAGAGUACUAUAGUCGUUGUGGCAGCCCAGGAGUAGUAGGAGUGUGAGCACAGGGCUUAAUUUUGUAUUUAUAUUUCAUAUUACAUUUACCCUCAGAAGCUUACUUUUUGUAGUGCUUUUUGUGUUGUUGUUAAUUUGAACCUCUUGUACUUAAAGGAAUCCUACAGUGCCAGGAAAACAAAGCAGUUUUCCUGGCACUAUAGGUUUAAUAGGUGUCCACCCCCCCAACCCUGAAGGGGUUAAAACACCUUUAGCCACAUACCUGAAUCCAUCACCGAUGUCCCUUGCCCGCCGACAUCAGGCUACGCCCAUGCCCCUCUCCAUAGGAAAGCAUUAUUCAAUGCUUUCCUAUGGGGUAAAUCUGACGCUGGAGAUCCUCAUGCAGAGCGUGAGGACGUUCAGCGUCAGAUAACGGACCAAAGAUCCAUUUGGAUUCUGGAAGCUCCCCCAGUGGCACUGUGGGCAGACUUAGAACUGCAGUGUAAGCGUUGCAGUUUUUUUGGAACUGCAAUGUUUUAUAUUGCAGCUUUAAGUGCAAUAGGGACACCGCACCCAGAUCAUUUCAAUUAGCUGAAGUGGUCUGGGUGCCUACAAUGUCCCUUUAAGCAGCCUUUGUGCUAUAUUAAUUUAGUCUGCAUAUUUAAAGCCGCUCAUUUUUUUAUAUUUUAUAGUCAAAAAUUAAAUCUAGUCUGCCUUUUUUAUUUUGUUUUUCCAAAAUGAAACAUAUAUUUGCAAAGUGGGGACUACUUUUCCUUGUGCAUAAGCUGCAGGUUGACAAAAGUUGAGAAAAGGUGGGGGUUUUAGUCAAGCACCACGCCCGUUGUCAAGAUUGUAAUUGGCUGUAUUUGUGUAUACUCCCCUCCCUCCAGCUCCACGUCUGACAAUGAUGCACAGUCAUGGGCAGUCAUAAUUGGUUUUCACUGAUGAUCUCAUCAGUGUAUUUUACUUCUGCGUGAUUUCAUGCACAUACGCACGGCAGGGCAGAAGAUCGAAUAUCUGGCACUGCCAUCUAAUAUGUCAGAGCAAAGAAGAAUACUCAGUGGAACUUUUAGAUGUGCUUCAAAGCAGAAGUGAGGACUUCUAGAAACGUUGCUGGCGGGUGCAACAAUUGCCAUCCCUGUGCUUUAGAGUAACAUUGGAUUGGCAGGGUAAGCAACCUUCGGCUCUCCAGAUGGUGUAGAUUUAAUCUCUCCUGACUCCUUGCCAGUGUUAGGUUGUAAGUGUAUUAUGGGAGAUAUAGUCCACAACAUCUGGUUUGCAGAAGUUUCCUACCUCUUAUCAUAUAACCCGAUACAGUAAGAUAAACAAUAUUAAUUUUAUUUGGAACUAAACUGUUGACUGCAGCUGUCUAGCUUCGACCCGAAUUGUAAGUGUAUGAGUCCAGAGGUGUAGCCUAGGGCCAAACUUUUCAAAUUUUUUGUGAGGGUGGCUGUCUAAGCCUCUAUUACAGCGCUAAUUUUGGGGGCUGACUUUUAUGAUGGAUUUUUUUCCCCUCCUACUCCCUACAGUAAUCCCCUAAUUCCAUAGCCCUGAUCUGUGUAUGUUUUUUCUGCUUUAGGUCACUGUUUCUGCAGAUUCUUGUAUUCUUCUUAUUCAUAUUUGCUGAUUGACUCUAUCUCCGUGUUUUAAUUAAAUUUAGAGCUUUGACUUGUCUGUGUGAUAUGAUUGCAUUUCCCUGUAGCCACCAUAGUUUAUUUCUGUAAUUCUUGGUACAGUAGGUAGUUCUUAAGACAGGGAAUAUGCAAUAUUUCUCCAGCAUAUUUAUUGCAUAUUUUAGAAGCUACUGAAAGUACAUUAUAUAUGUGAAACAUGUUGACGCUGCCUGGAGCUUUUGUAGGCAUAUAUAUUUUCUACUUGACCUCUUGUCAAUUUCAUGGAAUCAAUUGUCGCAUGUAGAAGUUACUAUGAAACAAAUGGCUUGUCUACUUACCUUGGUGGGAUAGAGAACCAGGACACUGUAGUGGUUAUGGUGCUUGGAGAGAUUAGGUCUUCUAGUGAGGCUGUAUAGAAAAAUUCAUUUUGAAAAGUUUGAAUCGGUUGUGAUGUAUAGGUGAGUGUUAAUUGUAUUCUGUUGGCACUUUAGCAGGACGUGUGUCAUUGCACCCUAUGAAACUGUUUGAGGGUGCUUACCUGGUAUGAUUUGUUAUCAAUAAUUUGAGGUCAUACUUUAGCAGUGGGACAUAGUUAAGAGGUAGUUACAGUUAACACUUAUAUGGUGAAAUAGAGGAAACCGUCACAUUUCUGUGGCAUUGUAUCAGAAUUGUCCAUAAUUAAUAAAACAGACUACCAUGAUACAUUUUAUAAUUCAGUAUCAACAUCUUCCAUUUACACAUAAUUAUGAAUAUUGUAGUCUUCUCCUGCCAUAUUGAAUGUUUAUACAUUGUAGCAUAUUAAGAUAAACACAUUAUCCCAUGGAAAGCUUAAGUACAUAUUAACAUUAGAUGUGACGUCAUAAAAAAAAUCUCAUCUUGCAACUUGCACAGGUACAUUAGACCCUAGCUCUCCGUACACCAUGAUGUCACCCAGCCAGCGUGCAGGGAAUUGGCCAGGGUCUCCUCAAGUAUCUGGUCCUUCUCCAGCAACUCGUAUGACUGGAAUGUCACCAGCAAAUCCAUCUCUUCACUCUCCUAUCCCUGAUGUGUCUCACUCCCCUCGAGCUGGAACAAGUAUGUCAUAGUUCCCAUCAUGCACUUUUUUUUCACUAGACAUCCUCGUUAGGUGUAUUUAUUAGUGUUUUAACAUUCUUCAAAUUUUGUUAUGAUCUGUAAAUUGGUAGCAAUUGCAGAUAUUGAUAAGUUUAAUGCCUAAUUACUUUGUUUCCAUGGGCAUCACAAUAAAAAAAAAUCACCAAAAAUUGGGCAUAUAUUUAAUAUAGUCCGCUGUAAAGUUGAAAUAUAACAUUUCAGAAAAAAAAAUGUAAAUAUGAGAUGUCUCAAAAAGGAUCUGUCUUUGUUUUAGAUGGCUUUGCAACUUUGUACUUGUUCUUUUUGGUUUUCCUGUCAGUAUAGAUGUGCCUCUGUUUUGUGCAGUGUUUAUAACUGUGAUCUUUGACUUUUCUGUGUGUCUGGCACUAAAUCAUAGAAAUGUCAACUUUCUUCUAAUUAAUCUUGACUACGCCAUACAUUCCGUUUGUGAAUGAAUUGCUGAGAUGUGCAAAUCAUUUGCACCAAGCCUCUUACAUGAUCAAAGAAUGAAUAAUGUCCUUCCUCAGCUAUAGGUUCAGUAUCUCUACAAAUAAGCACAUGUGGACAUGUUGGAAUCCCCCCCACCUCUCCCCCUUAUGGGAGAAAAAUUAUUUUGGGAUCUGUUCCUUGAAAGCCCAUCUAGCGUCUUAGUAGUGGAGUCUUUUUUUCCUUUUUUUUUUUUUUCUUCUUCUCUCCACUUGCUGCUAAAGUUUAGCUUUUUGAAUGUGUUAAUUUUUAGGCAUUCUUUUUUCCAUUUCAUCAUGAAGUGCAUGUAGAUCAAAUUAUCUCAAAUUAUUGCAGAAUAUACAAAGCUUCUGAUUUUGUAAAUCCCAGUGUUGCUUUAAUAUUUGUAAUAUAUGGGUAUCAUGUAAAUAUUUAUCUUGCAAGUAAAGCCUUUCCAGAUUUUAGUUAAUGUGUAUAAAUAUUUGUUUUUCCCCCUUAUUUUUAUAGGCUCUCAGUCAAUGCCAACAAACAUGCCUCCUCCACGUAAGCUACCUCAACGUUCUUGGGCUGCGUCCAUCCCUACAAUCCUCACCCACAGUAACUUGCAUGUACUCUUACUGCCUUCUCCUACUCCCGGUUUAGCACCAGCAUUAGCCGGUAGCUACCUAUGUUCUCCUCUGGAGAGGUUCCUUGGAUCAGUUAACAUGAGGCGACAUCUCCAGCGGAUAAUCCAGCAGGAAACGGUAUGUGCACAGCUUUCAGUUCAAUAUUUGAGAUUACCAUUUACAAACUUCAUAGCUAUUGAUGUAAGUUAGUAAAAAAUAUCCUUAAGGGCAUGUAUUUAGUAAAAUAAGUAAAUAAAUAGAAUGAGAGAGAAUGUCGGAUAUUAACUUUGCUGUGGUGUGUUCUUUCUUCAGUUGCAACUAAUAAAUUCCAAUGAACCGGGGGUCAUAAUGUUCAAGACCGAUGUAUUGAAGUGCCGUGUGGCUCUCAACCCCUCAACAAACCAGACACUGCAGCUGAAAGUGACACCUGAAAAUGCCGGGCAAUGGAAGCCAGAGGAACUGCAAGUUUUGGAGAAAUUCUUUGAGACUAGAGUAUGUGAAAACACUAUUGUUACUUGUGAGGGGAGAAUAACUUUAUUUUUUCAUAUCAGCCUAGCUUGUUUGUUUGUUCAUUGAGUCAUAUGUCUCUCACUAAUGUUGAAAUACCUUUUUUUUCUUUUUGUAUUUAUUAACACCACUGUGUAAUUAUCUUGUGAAGACACUUUAUCAAUUGGUCAUUAAUUAUGCUGUAAAAUGAGACCCACAUUUUGUGAGGAAGAGAUUGAUUUAUUGCAAACUGCUAAUAUAUGUGAUGUUUAAGCAAUAUAUUAUGUUUCAAGUGAGCAAAUUUGUUUGCCAGGAAUCAUUUAAGUUGAUAUGCUUUAUUGGCUGCAUCAGGUUUUUUUUUUUUUUUUAAGUGGCACUGAAGAGAAAUUAAUCUCUCUUGUUUGGUUAAAAAAUUGUUUACUACAAUACUACUUUAGUUACUAAUUUUUCUUCUUUUUUUUUUUUUUUUCUCCCCGCUCCUUUCUAAUAGGUUGCAGGGCCACCAUUUAAGGCCAACACGCUGAUUGCUUUUACAAAGUUACUAGGGGCUCCAACACACAUACUAAGGGAUUGUGUACACAUUAUGAAGCUAGAACUGGUAAGAUUUUUAUAUAUUUAUUUUUUACUCGUAAAAAAAAUAAAAUAGAAGUGAGUAGUAUAGUGACGGAGUAUGGUGUGAAUGCAUGUGCCAAAUAGAAAUCAGUUGCACCAAGUUAGAGUAAAAUAAUGAACUUGGAGAAAUUUAUUAACUCUGUAGUUUUGAUCUAAAUGAUAUGUCAUAAAUUCUGAUUAAGGAUUAAAGUUCACUGUUUGACUGUGCUUAAAGGGGCAGACUAUGCACCAUAUCACGUCCAAUCGACUCUUCUGCUGUAUCUAAAGUGGAGGCUCCCCAUCCGCAUUAGAUAUAUGUCUGUUUCCUGUUGGAGUACAAUGGCUGAGUAUCAGCUGGCACACUCUGCCAAAUAAUUCCUUUCACAAUAACUAAUGCAAUAGUAUGGACUUUGGCAGUCCCAGAAAACGUGGCAGCUGUGGGCCUUUAAUUGUCAAAGUAUUAAAACCUGAUUUGGCUUACAGUGGGGGCAGUUCCAGGGAACCCCUGGUACCAUCAUCACUACAGUUCACUGUAAAGUUUGAGCGUGGGCUGAGCUUUUAAUGUGGCCAUUAAUUUUUAAAUAACAAAAAAAGAAACAUUUGGUAACAUUAACAUUCAUGUGUUCUUGCUUGUUAAAGAUUUAUUUAGCUGAACUGGAAGUUGAGUUAUAUACAUUUCAAUAACUGCAGUAGGUAAAAAAAAAUAUUAAGAAAUAACAUUAUGCAAAACAAUAUAUAUGAAAUUUGUUCUUUAGCUACAGCUGUCUUUGUCAUAAAGCACAUAAUUAUGUGUAAUUGGUUUUAUAUCCCUGAGUAUAGAAAACAGAUGUUAUAAAAGUAGUAUGAAAUUCAUAAUUUAUUUGUUGUACACAGUUCCCUGACCAAUCAACGCAGCUAAAAUGGAAUGUUCAGUUCUGCUUGACUAUACCACCGAGUGCACCACCAAUUGCUCCACCUGGCACUCCAGCUGUUGUGCUGAAAUCGAAAAUGCUGUUCUUUGUAAGUAAACACAUGAUCAUCUUGAUUUCACGCUGAUCAAUGACUGCUAAUUGUUGGUUUAUCAUCAGUUGUGGGUUAGUUCUCUGAUACUCAGUCAGGAACUUCUUUCUUGUCCACACAACUGGUUUUCCGAUAUUCGCAAUCAUUUUUAAAGUCCAUACUCUACUCAGUAUUGCAAUUUAGAAUGAUAAAGGGCACAUUAAAUUGUUUGACAUGUUCUAAUUAUGUCUUCAACAACAACAGUCUUUUGACUGAUCUAUAGAUUAGAAAUUAAAGUGUGUAUACAUGUUUCACCACCUUUACUAUUUCGAGCCAUCAGUAUUCGUCCACUUCUGUAAUCUUCAUUUGUGUGUUUAUGUAUCUUCCCAGUAUUUUAUAUUUUAUGACUACCCUGCUGACAUUAUUUGCUUCUGCUUUGGUUCAUAGCUUCAAUUAACACAAAAGACAUCCGUGCCACAAGAGUCUGUUAGUAUUAUUGUCCCCAUCAUCUAUGAUAUGGCAUCAGGAACAACCCAGCAGGCGGACAUUCCACGUCAGCAGAACUCUUCAGUGGCCGCUCCAUUAAUGGUCAGCAAUAUUCUGAAAAGAUUUGCAGAGAUGAAUCCUCCACGUCAAGGUAAAUUGUCUUAGAGAUGUUGUUUACCAGUUUUACAUAAAGUUAAUCCUAGAUUUUAGCAGAUUUUCAGUUGGGGUGUGUAGUGAUCACUGCUUUGAUCAUUGCUGUGACUACCAAUUCGGAUUAUAAUUAGCCUGCUAAAACUACCAAAAAGAGCUAACAUUUGGAGUGAUAACUCAACUUUUCUCAGAAUUGAUGCUCUAUUGGCUGUCAUACUUCAUCACAAUACAAUAAAAAUGAUGUCAGAAAUAUAACAUUGUUUAAAGUGUUUAAAAUCAACAACAGAGAUCAUGUCUAGUGAUUUAAAAUAUCCAACAUUUUUGGGAGAACGUAGAAAGUGCAAAAACCUAUAGCUUCAGGGCAUGAAAAAAAUUAUCAGGAACAUUUAGAUUAACACAGGAUUUCUUUAUUUUUAAAGUGCAGUUGUUAUGAUAAAUUCUUCAAACACUGUCAACUGGACAUACAUUCCUAAAUGAGUCUGUCCAUGCUUGAUUUAGUGAAUUAGAGAACUUUAAAACAAAUAAAUAAAUAUAUAUAAAUAUAUAUAUAUAUAUAAAUAUAUAUAUAUAUAUUCACUAAAUGUCUGCUUUAAAAUAAAUAUAAAAUAAUUAUUUUGCUACUGUAGACUUGUUUUUACAUUAAUCAAUAUAGUGAAAACGUGGCGCCACACUAACAAUAUAACAUGUGAUAAAAGCUUCCGAGAAAGUGGAGGAUGCGCUAAACCGUUUGAAAACAGAGUAAUUAGCUGGUACAGCCAUGUCCUAUUUGAGUUUAAUGUGGAUAUACCAGCUAAUUACUCUAUUGAUAAGUAUUCAUCUGGCUUUCAUACUGUUUAGCGCACCCUCCACUCUCUUGUCUUUUGUUUUUUUGUUUUUUUAUUGAAUUGUGGAAUCGAUAUCCUGAGAUCAUCUAGUGAGGACAAUGCCACUGCAUUAAGCUAUAACAACCAAAAAAUGUUACCCAAAUAGUCUGUGCUUCCCUAAGGAAGGGAUUGGAGAGGCAGUCUAGGAAUCUUCCGUAGCAAUCCCGCAUGUAUGUAUGUUUGUUUAUUUAUUCUCUCUCAUCCAGAGGUAUAUCAUAAUGCACGAAUAAAAGAAGCAUGUGUAGCACACGUUUGACUACAUACCUAAAUACAAAUAUGUAUAGUAUCAAAUAAAUCAUUAAGUUUUCCCAUUUAUGCUCUUUUUGAUUGCAAUGAAUAUCUCACUGGGGACAUUGCAAUGAAUAUCUCACUGGGAUACAGAAUUUAUAUAUUUUGCAUAAGUCACAUGUUUGUCAUUUGGUUAACAGGUUUCAGUUGUUACAAGAAUUGAAAGCUUUAAACAUGUUUCCUUACUUUUCUUGUCUUCUACAGGUGAAUGUACUAUAUUUGCAGCUGUACGAGAUCUGAUGGCUAAUCUCACACUGCCUCCUGGUGGAAGACCAUGAACAUCAUUUUUCAAUUUUCAUGGAAACAUAUUAUUUUUCUCCGCUGUAAAUAUGAACUUAACAAAGGGCAAUUUUGUAAUUGGAUAUUUUUGUCUACGAGAACAAGGAAGUAAAAACUGGCUGAUUAUUUUCAGAUGCACUUCUUUCACCAGAAAUAUAUAUAAUUGAUCAAAAGAAGAACUAAUUUUUGUAUAGCAUGUUUUACUACAACACGUUUCAACUGACGAACUUAUAAAUAUCCGCUUGCAGGAACAGAUUUAUUAUUCUGUUUUAUACUGAAAAGAUAAUGGAAAUGCCAAACUUUCUUUAUGUAAAUGUGAUUUCUUUGGUGUAACAGAUUUUCUUAUUGGAUUUUUUUUUUUUUUAAGGAUGAUUUGUCAUUUUGAAUACUGUAAAACUGUGACAAACAUUAUUUAUAAUGAAACUGUAUUUUAAUAUGCUUAAAAUCCUACCGUGAAGAGGAUCUGGACAUGUUGUGAAUAUGUCCUAAGAAAGCAAUAUUUAAUAAACUAGAAGAAAAAAAAUGUUUGGUAUAUUAUUUUCUUCCAUUCCACACUGGAUGCUGUGACAUACAUUUUGCAGGCUGAUGGAUUGUGGGUAACGUAUGUUGGCAAGUGAAAAGCUUUACUUAAGAUGCUCUACAUAAGGAAAAAGAGUAGCCCCUACUUUUUCUUAUGUAUAAAAAGAAAAGGAGAAAUAGAGGGAAGAAAAAUGAUUAAUGUAAUAAAUCUGCAGAAUGCAAGUUACAAUAACUCGUGCGUGUGUGUUUCUGAAUUUUGAAAACCUCUUGUCAAUCAGCUAGCCAGCCACACUUGCUCCCCUCUCUUCCUACAAGAUGCAGCACGGUCUACACCCUAAUAAAGUCCAAUUUAGUGAACUGGGCAUAGGGUAAAUUGAUUCUUAGCACUAUAGUUUCCCUUUAAGCUUCCAGUCUAUCAAUAACAGUUUUCCAUUCAUUAAGUUUUAAUCAAUCCAUAGGAGCUAUUUUUGGUAACAUUUUAUACUGAAAUAACGCUUUAGCCUUUAUUUUAUUCCAUUGUGGUAUCUUGUUGCUUCAAUUUCCUGCUACUAUUAAUUUUGAGGCUAACCGAAUACGUUAUAAUUUUAUUCUCCAUCCUUCCUUCCAUUCAGUCAUCCUAGACCAGUACAAAUGCAAGAGGAAGCUCUCUGGGGUAAAGAAUAAAUUCACCCCGCAUAACGUUUAUCUGCUGUUUAAUACUAUUACAAACUUUAAUUGGCUUACAGUGCUACCAGAUAUAGAGAUAAUCACCUUUUCCUGUUCCACAUCUCCAGCACUCAUUAUGCCUAUCUUUGUACAUUUUAGAGAGUUUUUCUUGUACUAGAUACCACUGUUUACUAAUUUGUAAAAAGAAAGUCAACGACAUUUACAUUUUUUUACUGUUCUAUUGACAUUAUUUAUAGCCUUAAUCCACUCUUCUUUUAAUAUCUCUAUAUUCAGACCUUUUCCCAUGUCCCUUUAGCAUUAAAAUUGUUAUCCCUCUUUAAUUCUUUUAUCAUAUCUAAGCACCUAGAUAUCAGUCCUCUACGAUUUGGAAACAGUCCUCAGGCCUUUAUUUUACUCAUUUAUAUAAAAAGAACACUAUAUUGUUAUGAAUACAAAUAUGUAUUCCUAACGCUAUAGAGCCCUAACCACUGUUUAGGUGACUAGGGCCCCGUUCUGCGGUGAAUAAAUGGUUAACCAUUUAUUUGCUUACCUUAAUCCAGCGCCGGGCUCCCUCGGCAUUGGUGAACUCUCCUUGUCCAUCAACGUCAGCUCCCGAUUGGAGCUGAAUGAGCAUGUGUGGCCAGAGGGGCGCGCGCACAUUCAAACAUGCCCAUUGGAAAGCAUU
Molecule: messenger RNA, 40306 nt
Organism: Pelobates cultripes (western spadefoot toad)
Lineage: Eukaryota; Metazoa; Chordata; Amphibia; Anura; Pelobatidae
Source: the annotation of a GenBank genome assembly